CGGAAGAGCUCUUCGUAUUCCUCUUGAGGGGUCGCGUGCUUAGAGUUGGGGCGGGGUUCUUGACUAGGCAGGGGGUUCGUAGUAGAAAAAGAGUAACAGGCCGUGCCACCCACUACUGUGUCAUUGGUCUGCUGAAGAGGCAUUUUGUUCAUGUUGACUGCUUCGACGUCAGUUCGUAGCGUGCCUCGUGCCUCUAUCUGACAAGGUUGCGAGAGAGUCUAUAUCGUGGAAUGACAUAACAACCUGUAGGAUGCUUUGUCUCUUGCGGGCUUGCGGUUGAUGAAGGUGGCUUAACUAUGUCUGCAAGGCUGCAUGGAAAGGGGCAGCGGGUCACUGUCCACAGAGGCUCCACCGACCUACAAGCAAGACUCUACUUUCGCUAUCAUCGGGUUCAUCUUCAAUGUCUAUAUAAUAAGCGUCUGUUGGUUCAGCAGUCGCGGCGUCCAAAUGCUGUAGUCAUACCACCACUCGCCGAGAUAUCCCCGGCCGUCAACGCUACUCUUCAUAAGAUGCUCUGACCAUGAUCGUUCUUACCAUCAACUCGUCAUUGGCACAUUACACAGCAUCGCACAGCGACUGAUCAGGGCAUGAAUAUAUCCCAUUCACGGGAAGCGGAGUAUUGGUGCCAGCGGGAAUCUUGUCAAGGACACGGUCUCCGAAGGAGAAGAAACCAGCCAUGGCUGCGGACAUGUCGAAAAGAGGAGCUGAAGUGAGGAAUCCAACCGGUCGAAGCAAAAGGCUCCGACGAUGGCACCAUCAACAACGUCAAUCGCUGGAUUUCGGCUCCCUCCAGGCUUUGUUCUCGCAAAUCCAACCCCCACCACAAUCGGCGUCUGCGGCCGAAGAAGGCAGCACGGGCACUGAUGUUGUCGAUCCCUCGCUAUGGUAUGUCCUGACGACUGCAGUCUUGCUAGCUUUCCACAAGGAGCAGCUCGUCCAAGACUUAUGGACCUACCUUGCCAACUCUGGAACCCACCAUACCAACGACGACGAAGGACGCCAACAUGAUGACCCCACCAAUACCGGCGGAAUACAAGCACAGGCUGAAGAAGAGCAGAGAUUGCUCUCGACCGCACGAAAGGUUCGCGAGGCCUGUCUGAAAGCCAGCACACUGGUUGGAUUUCCCAGGGCAAUCAACGCCCUUUUCGCCCUCACCUCGUCCAUCGGUCAGACCCACCCUCACACCCUUGCAUCGAUACUCGCCAACGACAAGCCUCUCCGACCGUCGUCAUCAGCAUCCUCGUCCUUUUCAGCAUCACUAGCACCGCCGGCCGACGACAACAUCGACAACUUGAACCACAGCUAUGAUAUCUCCUCUGGUAACUUAUCACCCACAACCACAAAUCGCUCUCCAACUCCAACUACAAUGGACAAAAGUACAUCCCAUUUCCACCAAAGAGGCCUAUCCUUCUUCCGCCGCAUCUACAGCCACCACACCCCCCGCGUUCUCCAAGCCAUGGACACCACGUCCGGCGGCGACCUGACCUAUUUCGCCAUCAACUGCAUUUACGGCGAAUUACUUUCGGAAUUCAGGAUCCUCGGACCCUUGGAGACGGGAUUGCUCGAGUUUGUAUGUUGUCUUGCGGAUGGGUGUGGGCCACAAGCUAAAGGACACUUCUUCGGCUCGAUCAACCUGGGCGCUACAACCACGACCCUGCGCGCCACCGUGUUGCUUGCAGAGAAAAUAGCGGAACAAUUGGACAUGGCGUGUCCGUGGAAGACCGACCACCACAUGGUAGCUUCUGAACGGGUCGAUUUCGACGACAUGGAUACCGAUAUAGAAACUACCGAUAAUGACUAUCGUCGGGACAAGAACGAGAGUGCCGCAAACGAUGGAGAAAAGCGGGACCACCGGAAAGAUAAAGAGGAGUACGAGCCCGAGCCCGAGCACAUAUUUGUCUCCGAUUUUCAGUUUCUAGACCGCAUUAUGGCGCGAUAAAUCUUCAUCAAGCAUUUGAACCCCCCAAUUCCGAGGCUGGUCGUCCCUCUAGAAUCGGUCAUGAAAUAUGGGACAUACCUAGACAGAGGAAUGCUUAUCCUGGAUACAACUCGUGGCGAGUCAACGACAGAAGAAAUGGAGAGGCAAAGGAAACCAAAAUAGACAAAACAACUAGAGGACAGAGAGGGUCAUCACGUCCGUAUGAUGAUAUAAUGAGAAAACAGUUCAUCGCAAAGCUCCUUGCUGAAUCUGCAUGGUCAAGCUCCACGCUCAUGGUCGUACCUACUCUAAUCCCGCGUGAUAAAAG
Messenger RNA from Exophiala dermatitidis NIH/UT8656, 2246 nucleotides. RefSeq lists its product as uncharacterized. The transcript is spliced from 3 exons. The record is from RefSeq and is a predicted model, not a curated record. Lineage: Eukaryota; Fungi; Ascomycota; Eurotiomycetes; Chaetothyriales; Herpotrichiellaceae. The coding region runs from base 677 to 1939 and encodes 420 amino acids.